GAGCCUGCUGGCGUCCCUGCCCGCGCCGAGGGCCACUCUGGGCUCGGAGACCUCCCUAGGCGGGGGCGGGAGCAAGCUGGACCUGUCGGGCGUGGGCCGCGCGAGGAAGAGGCCCGCGGAGCCGACGGCGGACGCCGUGGCCAAGCUGCUGCGGCCGGCGGACGACUUCAGCAGCGUGCCCGAGGGCCUGCACUCGCACCCGCUGUUCAAGGACGGCGGCGCGGCCGCCGGCGCGGACGGGCCCUCGCAGGACGACCUCGCGCAGAUGAGGGCGACCAAGGCCGUGGCCGAGAUCCGGGCCCAGGACACAGGGACAUGAUGGAUCCCGACUGGUCCAUGAACAACCUCAUCCACGGGGGGCCUGGGCUCCACAGCGGCAAGACGGUGGCCGAGGAGGUGAGCAUGUACGAGACGGAGGCGUGGAAGAAGACCACCCUGGCCAACCCGAACCGCACCCAGAAGCGCAAGCACCAGAUCAACUGGCUCGCGCAGGAAGCGAUCGACAAGGAGGCAGAGAUGCUCGACCGCCAGGCGAACGGCAGAAUGAGCAAGGGGCAGACUGCGAUGAAGUACGGCUGGUGA
Messenger RNA from Prorocentrum cordatum, 582 nucleotides. Lineage: Eukaryota; Dinophyceae; Prorocentrales; Prorocentraceae. The record is from the annotation of a GenBank genome assembly.